This is a messenger RNA of Vigna unguiculata (cowpea), 2429 nucleotides long. It is a transcript of the gene SUF4, whose product is annotated as zinc finger (C2H2 type) family protein. Gene Ontology annotation, cellular component: nucleus. Gene Ontology annotation, biological process: regulation of DNA-templated transcription. Lineage: Eukaryota; Viridiplantae; Streptophyta; Magnoliopsida; Fabales; Fabaceae. Gene Ontology annotation, molecular function: DNA binding. The record is from RefSeq and is a predicted model, not a curated record.
UCCAUCACAAACGUUAAGUAUCUGCCUUCCUUCGAAUUGGGCCGCGAUUGAAUCUUUCCGCUUCGCUGCUGAAUCCGUGCCCUAGCUUCUUCUUCCUCUUCCCUGCCAUUGCAGGGCACAGACCUCGGACACCAACCUUCGUCACAGACUCAAUUAUCGAGUGAUCGGAAUCACUAUCAUGGGGAAGAAGAAGAAGAGGGUUUCCUCCAAGGUGUGGUGUUACUACUGCGAUCGCGAAUUCGACGACGAGAAGAUCUUGGUGCAGCAUCAGAAAGCGAAGCACUUCAAGUGUCACGUCUGCCACAAAAAGCUCUCAACCGCCAGCGGCAUGGCCAUCCACGUGCUCCAGGUCCACAAGGAAUCCGUCACCAAGGUGCCCAAUGCGAAACCGGGCAGAGAGAGUACAGAUAUUGAAAUAUAUGGAAUGCAAGGGAUUCCACCAGAUAUCUUGGCAGCACAUUAUGGCGAAGAAGAGGAUGAUGUUCCAUCAAAGGCAGCCAAGGUUGAUAUUCCACCAACUCAGCUUGUAGGUGGAAUGAGGCCACCUCCUCUGGGUACAGGAUAUCCUCCACGAUCUGCCUUGCCUGCAAUUCCACAAGUUUAUAAUCCAGCUGUACCCUUGCCACCAAAUGCUUGGAUGGUUCCACCUCGGCCGCAGCCAUGGUUUUCACAGCCUCCAGCUGUUUCAGUUCCUCCUCCUGCCCCAUACACACAGCAGCCAUUAUUUCCUGUGCAGAAUGUCAGGCCUCCACUGCCAGCAACUGCUCCAGCAGCCCUGCAAACUCAGAUUGCUCCUCCUGGAUUGCUUACAUCUGCACCAGUCCCAGUUUCGCAACCUUUGUUCCCUGUUGUUGGAAACAACCAUACAACGACUCAAAGUUUGACAUAUUCUGCUCCACCUCUGCCCUCAAGUGUUCCAUCAGUUACUCCAGUGAUGUCUACAAAUGUCCCUGUUGAUACACAUUUGAGUACCCACUCUUCAGUAACAAGUAGUUACCAGGCUAUAGGAGUUCCAGGCGCAGCAGCAAGUAAUUCACACUCUUAUGCUUCUGGUCCAAAUACUGGUGGUCCUUCAAUUGGGCCUCCCCCAGUAAUUGCAAACAAAGCUCCUGCUUCUCAACCUGCCACCAACGAAGUCUACCUAGUUUGGGAUGACGAGGCAAUGUCCAUGGAAGAAAGAAGAAUGUCUUUGCCAAAAUAUCAGGUGCAUGAUGAAAGUAGCCAGGUAAGUCAUACUACCUCUGUAAUAGACGGAGUUGCUUUCACAUCUAACCAGAUGAGUAGGCUUUAUGCUUCCUGUUUUCAGAUUCAAUUGUUUAGACAUUGUUUCCUAUUUAAAAAGGUACAUUCUGAGUAAAUUUAUAAUCCUUUUUAAAAGUAAAAUGAAUGGCAAAGUAAAUAGGAUCAUUUUGACAGUCCUUGCUUGUUUCCAAACUGAAUGGGUAGUGCAUGCUAUUUUAUUUUCAAUGGCCUCUAUGGCUGCAAUACAAGCUAUGCUCCAAUUUUUGUGGGCAUCUAAACAUUCAAGUAGGUACUGUAUUAUUUUGUUUUGGUAGUUAGUUAUAAUUACCACCACAUAAUUUGUGAAGCUUGCUGCAAACAAUCAACUUCGUGAUCUUUCAUCCCAGCAUUUGUACACCAUAAAAGAGUAUGUAUAUAUGAUUUUAUUGGGUUUGGUUUUACCAAUGCUAUUCUUUUUCCUCCCUGCUUGAUUCCAAAGUUUGGGGUUUUGGGUGGAAAAUGGUCUUACCCAUCAGAUUUUUGCCCAUUCGUAGCAUCAUUACAAUUUAUUUUAUGGAACAAGUGAAUUCAGACUUGGCACAGGUCAGCUUCUUUCGCAGAGUUUGGAUCUCUUGCAUAAGACCAUGCUGUAGAAUAUUCGGUUUAUUGUUGUAUCUGGGGUCUUUGAUUACAUGCUGAUCAUUAUCAUCAUUUUUUUUUUCAGAUGAGCUCCAUUGACGCAGCCAUAGACAAGAGGAUACUUGAAAGCAGGCUGGCUGGUCGAAUGGCAUUUUAGGUCAAUCCUGAUACAUAAAUUCUUGUCAAAUUUCUUCAGUGAUAUGGGCUCAAAAGGCAUCUUAAUAAGCUCGAAAACGUGUGCUCAAGAUUCCUUUCCUUAAGAUCCAGCAACUAAUACUGUUAUCGGUGCGAUUCUUUUGCCAAAAAGGGGAAUGGGCCCUACUGCGAUAGUGGAAUCAAAGGAAAAAGAUUGAAACUGCUCUGAUUUAUAACUUCUUAGGAAGUUGCAAAACUUUUGUUUGUUUCUUAUUUCACACCUUUUUCUCCCUUUGAUAUUUGUAGUCAACCUUUAGGACGUGAUACUUGAAAGAGUACUACAUAUUUGUGUAAUCUAGAUUAUAUGUGUUGGGUGGAAAAUUGACGGUAAUUAUUGGUUAUUGGUUAUAUGCUUCAGAAUUAGUUUUUCUCUC